AUGGGAUUGGGGGCGGAUCCGGACGCCGACGAGAAGCCGGACGUGUGGCAGCUCUUCCGGCACUACGACAAGCUCUACUUCCGCGGCGCGCUCGUCGACGCCGCCUUCACCCUCGAAUGGACCUCCCCGCGCACCAACGCGAUCAAUGCGUUAGGAUCCUGUUCAUUUGGAAAAAUGAGCAAAACCAUAACACUCUAUCGCACAAAUCGCACAAGUGCUGAUGUGAAGAAAGCCCUGCUGCAUCUGAUGAUUCAUGCAAUCAUAUUUGUAAAGCAUGGUAUGACGUGCCUUAGUAGUCAUGGUCCUGUUUUCCGUGAUUGGAUGGAUGCUAUCAACGAUUGUACCGUUGAGGAUUACCUGAGACCAAAAGGUGGUUAUUGUAUCACCACCAACCAUGAUUUCAGCCCGGAAAAACUCUGCGGCAUCCAGGGCAAUCUGUGGAAGUGUGAAUUGUGUGGCGAUGCACUUGUGAGGGCCACGAAGCUGGGCCCUCCAUCUGAUUCCUGCUGUAUCGAGAAUGUUAGCGAACAGGCAACCUGUGGCAACAUGCUUUGCUACUGGCACAACCACAAGAUGAAAUGUGAUGGUAAAUAUGUCGUGCCAGGGAAACGAGGUCAAAAGAUGGUUCUGAAAGUUAAGCGGGAAACAUCCGAAGUUGUACAAGAAUCAGAUUCAGAUGAAGUUCAGGAGAAUUCUACUGUGGGAAAACCAAAUGCAGAAGGCAAGCUUCUCUCUCAAGUGGGCUGCAGGAACGCAAGAUCACAGGUUCCUUGGAAAAAAAUAUUGAAGCCGAAGCAGGAGGUUGUUGCAUCGGAGAAGCACGAGCUCUUCUAUAUGGUAAGUUGUAACAAUGCAAAACCACUGGGAAGUUGCUCCUCGAAGAAGGCAGAGGAGUUCUCUCCGAGCAAACUGAAGCGGAAGCAUACAUCUGUUGCAUCGAAGAAGCAUGAGUUUAUCUCUGUAGGGAGUUGUAACAACGCAAAAUCGUCGAGAAGUAACACCUCCAGCAAGGCAGACAAGUGGCAGGAGCCAGAGCACGUUCAGAAACCAAGUGUGCAGCCCCCAGUAUCUCAGAAAAAACCAAAGCUGGAGCAAGACUUGGGUGUAUCGGAUAAAUAUGCAGUUUUCUCUCCAGGGAGUUACAACACUACAAAACCACCAGGAAGCAGCACCUCCAGGAAAGAAGACAGGCGGCACACGCCCGAAGGUGUUGAGAAAUCUAGUGUCUCAGUUCCUGCCCCACAGAAGAAACUGAAGCUCGAGACAGAUUUGGUUGCAUUGCAACAAAACAAAACCAACUGCUCAAUUAAGGCAGGGAAGCGGCACACGCCCGAGGGUGUUGAGAAAUCGAGUGUCCCGGUUGCUGCCCUACAGAAGAAACAUAAGCUCGAGCCAGACUUGGUUGCAUUGCACCAAAACAAAACCAACUCUGCAGUUAAGGCAGGGAAGCGGCACACGGAUGAGGGUGUUGAGAAAUCCACUGUCCUGAUUACUGCCCCACAGAAGGCACACAAGCAACGUGAGCAUGAACAGCCCCAGAAACCAAUUGCGCGGCCUACUGCCCCUCAAAGUAUACUCAAGCAGCAAACCAAAACCAACUCCUCAACUAAGGAAGGGAAGCAACAAAUUCCUGGAUACUUUCAGAGAACAUUUGUUCAGCCUGCUGUCUCUCACAGUAAACUGAAGCAACCAAACCAUGCUGCGCUGGGGAGGCCAAAGAGGAGGAGCAAAACUAGUAGCCCUGCUAGGAAAAAGGAGUAUGCUUGCGUGAGUGUGUGGGCAAACAUCUAUGAAUCAGAAUGCUCAAGUGGAUCAGCCGAGCCGCUUGUAAACAAAAGAACAGAGCGAAGGAAACGAGAGAGAGAACGUGCAGUUCAGAUAACUUAUUCGCGGUCAAGGAAGCGAAGUGCGGCCGAUGAAGAAGCCUCAUCUCGACAAACCAAGCCACCAUCUCAAGGCUUGGAGUUCAUUGUUAUCAAUGCUGCUAACAAGGUGGUGACUCAAGGCCCUAGAGAUCAGUUGAAGGCACCAGUUCCCCACAAGGACAUUGUUGUUGUCCCUCCUGCAGACCAGGUGACGACUCAAACCCUUACAGGUCGGUCCCAGCCACCAGUUCAAUGCAUGGGCAUUGUUAUCCCUCCAGCUGACCUGGCGAUGACUCAAACCCACGGAAAUCUGUUGAUUCCAUCUAGGCACAUGGACAAUGCUGCUGUCCGUCCCGCUGACCAGGUGAUGACUCGAGCCCCUGUACAUCAGUCACAGCCACCAGCCGCAAGCACCAUCGCCACUUCUCAGGUGGUUCCGCCUCAUUCGGCUGAUCCAGACAGUUCAAAUCCAUGCAGUAGCCCUGAUGUGAUAGACAUUUCUGAUGAUGACUGAACUUUAUCUCCGUUAAUUCUAAAGUUCGCUUCUUCUGGAUUAACGCUGGUAGUGUACGUACUCAGCCAUCUCUCUGGGUGUUAAAAUAGUAUGUCAUAGGCAUUUUGAGGAGUUUAUUUUCAGAGGUUUGGUUGGCGCUUACUAUAGAGAGGUAGUAGUACUAGUAGCUUAUAGCUGCCGCUUCAGCAUGAAAUGUGUAAACAUCAAAGGUAGAAUGACCGAUGGUGCUUAGUCGUACUACAAUAUCUUUUUGCAACAUAUUUUGAGACACUGGCUUGUGCAGUUGUGUCUGGUGAACUGAAGCAUGAAUUCUGGGAAAG
This is a messenger RNA of Lolium rigidum, 2699 nucleotides long. RefSeq lists its product as uncharacterized. The record is from RefSeq and is a predicted model, not a curated record. Gene Ontology annotation, biological process: DNA damage response. Gene Ontology annotation, molecular function: single-stranded DNA binding; metalloendopeptidase activity; polyubiquitin modification-dependent protein binding. Gene Ontology annotation, cellular component: nucleus. Bases 1 to 2379 code for a protein of 792 amino acids. NCBI's taxonomy places the organism in Eukaryota, Viridiplantae, Streptophyta, Magnoliopsida, Poales, Poaceae. The transcript has 7 exons.